AAUUCUGCCGUGGUGGGAUCUGAGAAGUCAGACUUCUGCGUUGCGCCAUACGAAACGAAUAGCGUUCGGUAAAGUCUGCCUUAAAAUAUUGGGGGACUCGGGGAAAACAAGCUCCGGGUCAUGUGUGAGGACAGUGGCACGCACAGGCACAGAUGCGCAUGUACGCAGACACACAGGCGCAUAACGAGGCAAGCAUGCACAGAGGCGUUCAGAUACACUUAACGGGUCUGGCGUACCUCCGCGGUUUAGCUGCUCCUUUUGGAGACCCUUCUGACCACUGAACGAGCAAUUCGCCGUGUGGCUGUUUCUUUUUUAGCAUUUAACUCUUGCAAGACGAGUUCCAGAAACGCAGUCGCAGUUGCCGUCGGAUCGUGGGAGUGUUGUCGUGGCUGUGGGUAACGGAGGGGGGGCGAGGGGGCGCUCUGCUCUGCUCUGCUCAGUGCAGGACGCAGGAGACAGUCGCUCUCCAAGGUGCUGAAAGUCGGAGCGCUCCCUCCUCUCAGUCUCGCCUGCUGACGAUGAAUGCGACCCCGGCUGAAUCACAGGUAAUCACAGGCUUCGGUCUCGAAUGGUUUCAUUUUUUUUUUAAUACUCUUAAACUUCUUCCCACGUGGAUUCUUAUUUUUUAUUUUUUAAUUUGUCGCCCAACCGAUGGAUGUAUACACGCAUAUGUGCAACAAGACUGACUGCCGCUUUCUAAUAUUCACCUGCAUCGUUGGGAAAUACUGAAUUGAUUCUCAGGGAACGCUACAGAGGAUUUUUUUCUAGCAGUUUUCUCGGUUUCUCUUUCUCUGACCGUAUCGCAGACGCGAACUGCAAUUUUGUCUCCAAAAUAAAAGAUAGAAAGAAAGAAAGAAUAAAAGGUGAGUCCAAUGAGGAUAAUCAUGAAGAAGAUCUACUUUUGCGCGGAUGUCAUUUUCUCUGCACUGGAAAAGGGGGGACCAAAUCUCCAAAAGGCUGGUGUUUAAUUGCUUUUAAUCCCACCAUCACGACGAGAGGAGGAGAUUACAAUAUCUCGUGGAGCCUUGUGAAUUUACCCUGUGGAUAGAGUGAAGUUUUCCAAUCGGCAAGGCGACUAUCUGCGAUCUGUUCCAGCCCCCGAUGUGUUGGGUCUCCUGGCUUCAUACUAAGUGGUUAUUGAUUAAAGCAAAUCAAACGCGCCCAUUUCCUAACGUGUUGAUGAUGGUGAUAACGAGGGGCAGGACGGAUCCGGAGAGGAUACCGGGAGCCUAGGGAUGACAUCCACAUAGCCGUGUUGAAUGUGGACGUCAACGCCGCGGCGAAGGAUGGGCCCUCUCCUCUCGGCCGCCUUCGUCCUCUUGCUGGCCCUCAGCGCCGUGUCUCCGGCCACCGUGGGCAACCCCGAGGAUUAUGCCGCGGACGAGGCGGAGCGGACCGCCGGCGAGAACAUCGUCUUCGAUGACUACCGGGGGAAAGGGUGCGUGGACGACAGCGGGUUCGUCUACAAACUCGAGGAGCGCUUCUACCCGGGACACUCGAACUGUCCGUGCGUGUGCACGGAGGACGGGCCCGUGUGCGACCAGCCCGAGUGCCCGAAACUGCACCCGAAGUGCACCAAAGUAGAACACAAUGGAUGCUGCCCCGAGUGCAAAGAGGUUAAAAACUUUUGCGAGUACCGGGGGAAAACGUAUAAAAUACUGGAGGAAUUCAAGGGUUUCCCAUCAGAUGAGGAAGGGACCAGUCCGCCCAGCAUGGCUGCCGGCGUGCCUCUGGCCUCAGCGCAGCUGCAAUCAAGAACCAGGAGCUAUAGGCCGUCACCUUGUGAAUGGUGCCGCUGCGAACCAAAUAAUGAGGUGCACUGUGUGGUGUCCGACUGCGCCGUCCCAGAGUGUGUCAACCCUGUGUACGAGCCAGAGCAAUGCUGCCCCAUCUGUAAAAACGGUCCAAAUUGCUUUGCUGGAACAACGAUCAUCCCAGCCGGAAUUGAUGUAAAGGUGGACGACUGCACCAUCUGCCGCUGCCACAACGGAGACUGGUGGAAGCCGGCGCAGUGCUUGCGGCGGGAGUGCCUCAAUGGCCAGUCGUUGUCAUAGAGAGGCUCCACCGGGGGAAGGUGGAAAAGCUCAGGCAAGGCUCUGCCUACUGCGCCAUUUUGUAUGAUUGACAGGGCAGGAGCACAAUUCCUUAAACACCUGAGAGAGCAUAGAGUCGACGGGACACGCUCACAAGCUUCACGCGAACGGACAUUUAGCCGGUGAGAAGAAGACAGAGUUCGUCUCACGGAUGUCUCCACCCCUCCAGUUUUAAUUGUCCUAUAUUUUCAGAGGUUGACCUGCUGCUCUCACACAAGAAGUUUCUAAGCUCACGAACUCUUUCCUAACCAUCGGCAAUGUUGAAUUGCUCACGUUAAUUUCUGUACGCGUGUCACCGAACAGCUUGUUGUACGCAUCGAUCACAAUCACGCAAGUGUUGUAAAAAAAAAUCCAACAGCAGGAAAAACAAACCGUAAGCACACUUAACAGCGCCUUCAUUUUUUCUGUUUGGGUUAUACGAGGAUCGACUUUGGCAAAAAGCACGGCAAACGGAGUUUCACGACUUCACACUAAGAGCUUGUUUACAAGGUGCACAUAACACGUAAAUGUCUCUGUCUUCAUAAGACUUUUUAUUGCUAUGGCAGAUGCGCACCACUCACACAUGAUGUCUGUCAUCAUUCAUAAACUGCUAUGGACUCCCAAAAGCCUGGUUUUAUCAAUAAACGUACACUGUCUUUGAGUCAUGAUAGAGUUUCCAUACGGUAGCAGCACAUGCAGAAUGCACUGGUGCUGCGGAAGCGCCGGUUGUGGCUGUGGGGGUGGUAGGCAGAAGCAAGAGAAAGUAGAACUACUGCAUCAAAAGAGCAAGUUUUCGCAAAACGCUUUCCAGCUCAAUUGGUUUUCGUUGUUUUCUCUCAGAAGUCCAUAUUCUCCGAAAUAUUCCCACUAACUAACUGCUUGAACUUGUUAUCAAAGCAAUUAGCAAGCCAAGAGCAGCCCGCUUUAAUUUUCCUUAAUCAAGGAGUAUUCUGUGAUAAAUCAUCCAGCUGGAUGCUUGGCGCUGCAGCAGCCUGCAUGCUGGGCACAUUCCGCAAAGAACCAGCAGACAAAAGGAGGGAGUUUGCAUAUGUCUCCGAGCUUCUAAACUGCAUUUGCAAGCAUAUUGUCCAUGUGAGCACACAUAAGUACGUCAUUCAUCCGCCGCCUCACUCUGCACUUGGCUUGUUGAGAUACAAAGCUGUUCAAUUACACCUCUUCUAUAGAUUAUGUGAUAGAUUCUCAGUUCCUCAGCUCCCGGGUAUGUUGCUCAGCCGAUAGCUCAGCUGCAGCUAGCCCUAGAAAACAGAGACAAGCUAAUGUAUGGCUUUGACAUUUUUUCAGACCAGAGUGGUCCUCAACACUUCCAGUCCAGAAGAAAAAGCACCCGACCAGGCCCCAAAACACAAUGUUUUUGAGAUGAUAAAUACUAGCCAUUAAUUUAAAGGUGAAUUUCCGUAACGCUCGUGCCAUUCAUCACUAAAAUUUUUUCCAUUUCCAGAAAAUCCGUUCCCGUUAACCUUUUAGACCCUAUUCCUGGGUGGUGAUGGAUGGGCUGCUUAAUAGCAGCUCCCAGCACUCUGUAAUGAGACAGAAAUGAACAUAGGAUAAAGACCAAUGACUAAAGAGGUGUAUUGUGUUAAAAGGCACUAAAACUAAUUUUGGGAGAAUCUCAUAGUCGGUGAAGUCGGUCGCAAAGCUGCAGCACACAGAUGUCGGAGAAAUCGCAGAAUAAAAACACCAUGGGUGAAGUUGGGCGCAACAAUGAAGCUUGGGUCAUUGUCAUCAUUAAGCUACAGUGAUUAAGUGUCUUUCAGUGAGAAAAGACAGACCUCAUCUAUCUGGCAUGAAGUCUGCAGGCUCAUAAAACAAAACUGACACGAAUGGUUUAUCAGUCACAGCUUCGGUGCUCAGGACAUUUUAGAAUUAUUAAAUGAGCGUCAUUCAUCUUAAUUACUUUAAAUGUCGCAUAAUUACUCAGCCUACACACGUACCCCUACCUCCCCCUAAAAAAAAGGAAUUACUUUAGGGGGUAGCAAAAGAGAAAGACUAGAGUAACUGCAGCAGUUGACUGGCUCAAAGGCAUUGCUGCCACCACAGAUGCCUUAUUGCUACUGUUCCAGAUAAGAUUCAUAAAGAAUGGCCUUUGGCAUGCGUCAUACCGAACGAACAGCCUGGGCUGCUUUAAGUGGUUGUUUGUUUCAAUUCUCUGCACAAUGGUAGUGUGUUAUACGAAACUAUUUAUUAUUAUUUUAUCCUACAACAUUCCAGAAACAGCCAGCAGAGGAAUUAGGAGCAUAAGGACAAGUAUAGUUCAAGAACAGCUAAAUAGUGCAAAUAACUGAAUCUACAGAUGGCACGGAAACUAAAAACACACUGUAAAGAAAGAAAGAGUCAAAAGAGAAGCGACAAAAAUGUCAGGCAGAAUUUUUGAAGGUCCAAGAUAUUAGAGACUUGCAGCAUUGUGACACUGUAACUCACUGUACCCCUCCUCAUACAGCGUUCUCCGAUGCUUCUAGACAGCACGCCAUUUGGGAAACUGAAACAGACAAGCCACGGACGCUCGUUUUCUUGAUUUUUUUCAAGCGGCUUUUAGCGUAAAAGAGGGACUGCGUAGAGCAAAGCGGUUGUCAACAAGGAGUUAAAACAGUGAGGAAGAAGAAGAUCAACAGUCCCUGCUAAAUUAACAAUCAAAUCAAACGGCAAACCGUACGUUCAAAGUCAGAAGUAAAAGAAAAUCAUUUCACUGCAGGCGAGCAGCAGGACCGUCGCGGUGCAUGCGUUGCUCAGCAUUGUACGUUACAGAGAGAAAUAAGCAAAACGGAGACGAAACCAUUCGCGUUAACAUAUAUUAGGUGGUCAUGCGUGUCAUUUCCAAAAACACAAGAGGCGUCGGCGGAGCACGCAUUCAUCGUACUUCGCUGAGCCUCUGCCCAGGCAAUCCAGGGGAACAUUGCUUUUCUCCUUGCAAACACACGAAGCUGCUCAGUUUCAAGGACAGAUCAGCCGCACAGCCUGUCUUUGUUCAUUUUCUGCCAAGAAACUUGAGUCUUAAUGUUUGUGAAUGUCUAUUCAACUGACCCCAUCUCUCCUUCAAUCAUUCAAACCCAAGGCUUGUACAUGGGCAUUUUCUAAAGGGACACCAUUUGCUAUUUCCAUGAGACACCGACCUACUGUAGCUGGAAACUAUGAAAGAUUGUUUUUCCCCUUAUGUUUUUGUUUUUAUUUCAGCAACAAAACUGUUACAUAAAGUGUGCCUGAAAACCAACACAGAGUACUAUCUGGUAAUGGAAGAGAGAAACACUGUUAUUAUACAAUCAAUUGUAUUAUUUUGCGGGGCACCAAGGGAGCGUUUAUGCGUGGCUCAAAUGUGGCACGGGAUAAUUUCGACAAAUCGUAUGAAUUUAUGUUUAAAAUCAAGAGCAACUUUGAUUGUAUAUGAAUUCACGCUCGCACACGUUCAGCCUAAACUGUACAGUAUAGGGUCCAAAUUUGAAAUAAACAACCCUUGGUGCUCCGCAUGAUGUCCAUAUGUAAAUAUCUUCAAACGUAUAAUGUGUAUUCUGAAAUCUGAGGUGGAGUAAAAAAAAAAAAAAAAAAAAAAAAA
Messenger RNA from Mugil cephalus (flathead mullet), 5637 nucleotides. RefSeq names its product von Willebrand factor C domain containing 2 like (gene vwc2l). Bases 1260 to 2054 code for a protein of 264 amino acids. The record is from RefSeq and is a predicted model, not a curated record. Gene Ontology annotation, biological process: negative regulation of BMP signaling pathway. Gene Ontology annotation, cellular component: AMPA glutamate receptor complex. Gene Ontology annotation, molecular function: protein binding. The transcript is spliced from 5 exons. NCBI's taxonomy places the organism in Eukaryota, Metazoa, Chordata, Actinopteri, Mugiliformes, Mugilidae.